Molecule: messenger RNA, 945 nt
Organism: Cryptomeria japonica (Japanese cedar)
Lineage: Eukaryota; Viridiplantae; Streptophyta; Pinopsida; Cupressales; Cupressaceae
Product: epidermis-specific secreted glycoprotein EP1-like
Exons: 1
Coding region: 1-945 (314 amino acids)
Source: RefSeq, a predicted model, not a curated record
AUGGAUUGUAUUUGUAAGCUGUUAUUUCUGCUACUGGUACUCGCAGUAUGUGUGGAAGUGGAAGCAGAAAUUUGGGACCGGCCGUACUCCUAUGUGAAUGAAGGAGAACUGGGGGAGUAUACAGUGGAGUACGGUGCUAGCUAUCGAGCCUUAUCCUUAGCAUCUGCCGGAGCCAUAUUUCAGUUGGCAUUCUUCAACACUACGCCCAAUGCAUACACAUUGGCCAUCCGCAUGGGGUACUACAGCUAUGCUGAAACCAUGCGCUUUGUGUGGACGCCAAACAGACAUCACCUCGUCUCGGAGAAGGCAACUCUCAACUUCACAAGCCGAGGAGAUCUGGUGCUCUUCGAUGCCGAUGGCACCCUCGUCUGGUCUACCAACACUGCAAAUAAGGGCGUCGUGGGGAUCGAACUCCGGAGCAACGGAAACAUGGUGCUCUAUGACAAAAAGAACAGAACCGUGUGGCAGAGCUCCGACUUCCCCACAGACAGUCUCUUGGUGGGGCAGUCAUUAGACAUAAGCCGAGUGAAGAAGCUGGUGAGCCGGACUUCGGAAAAGGACGGUUCGGAGGGGCCUUACAGUCUGGAAAUGGAAGCCGGGGGCUUUGCGCUCUACGCCAGUUUGCCAAACCCUAUGCCCUACUGGACUCUCAGCUUCUACGACAAUGAAAGAAAAGACUUGUUCAGCAUUAAGCACACCUGUGAGCGGCCGGUUUCAAGCAUCACUUUCCCCAGCGACCCCGAGGCCCGCAACGGGUUCCGCCAGAUAAUCGAAAUGCGUCUGAGCAAUGCGAGCGCUCCGGCACAGCAGAGAGCAACCGAGCUUUGCAAUCUCACUUCCCAAUCCAUAGGUAGAUACGGCUUCAAUUUUCCCAGGUUUAAUACCACCUUGUCGUUUCUAAGGCUGGACUGGGAUGGAAAUCUGAGAAUGUAUACACUCUCCUGA